Messenger RNA from Schistosoma bovis, 936 nucleotides. NCBI's taxonomy places the organism in Eukaryota, Metazoa, Platyhelminthes, Trematoda, Strigeidida, Schistosomatidae. The record is from the annotation of a GenBank genome assembly.
AUGCUUACUAGUAGUAGUAGUAGUAGUAGUAGUAGUAGUAGUAGUAGUAGUAGUAGUAGUAGUAGUAGUAGUAGUAGUAGUAGUAGUAGUAGUAGUAGUAGUAGUAGUAGUAGUAGUAGUAGUAGUAGUAGUAGUAGUAGUAGUAGUAGUAGUAGUAGUAGUAGUAGUAGUAGUAGUAGUAGUAGUAGUAGUAGUAGUAGUAGUAGUAGUAGUAGUAGUAGUAGUAGUAGUAGUAGUAGUAGUAGUAGUAGUAGUAGUAGUAGUAGUAGUAGUAGUAGUAGUAGUAGUAGUAGUAGUAGUAGUAGUAGUAGUAGUAGUAGUAGUAGUAGUAGUAGUAGUAGUAGUAGUAGUAGUAGUAGUAGUAGUAGUAGUAGUAGUAGUAGUAGUAGUAGUAGUAGUAGUAGUAGUAGUAGUAGUAGUAGUAGUAGUAGUAGUAGUAGUAGUAGUAGUAGUAGUAGUAGUAGUAGUAGUAGUAGUAGUAGUAGUAGUAGUAGUAGUAGUAGUAGUAGUAGUAGUAGUAGUAGUAGUAGUAGUAGUAGUAGUAGUAGUAGUAGUAGUAGUAGUAGUAGUAGUAGUAGUAGUAGUAGUAGUAGUAGUAGUAGUAGUAGUAGUAGUAGUAGUAGUAGUAGUAGUAGUAGUAUUAGUAGUAGUAGUAAUAGUAGUACUUCUAAUUAUUCACCAUAUACUGAUUACAGUGUUAACUAUCUAAUCAAAAUGUCAAAAUUUCUAUUAUUUUUAUCUAUACUACUUAUUAUUGAUCCAAUACAAUUAGUCAAUUCACGUUAUAUUGAUAAUACAUUAUUACGUAGUGUAUUAAAUUGUUAUGUGGAUUGUAUACAAAAUUCAACAAAUGAUAUACAAGAUAAUAAUUAUUGUUAUAAUGAAUGUUUUAAUAAUCCAAAUGAAAAACGUGGUAAAUUUUUCAUGUUAGGAUAA